AUGGAGGAUCAUCCUCUGGCCAUCUCCGAUGACCGAAAUGUUCCUCCGUGGAAGGGAAUAGCAUCAUUGACGUCCAGUAAAGCGAAUUUUGGGAAUGCUUCAAGAAUCUGUAAUAUAGCUCUGGUUAUCCGAGUGCCAAAUGUGGAAAAGGCAUCAGUUGUAUCUCCUGUGUUGUGGAAAGAAGAUGGAUCAGUAGUCAAGCUAUUUGAGCCCAAUAUUAGAGCUAAUUCUAAGAAGUUGUUGUCCUACAUUGUUGUGAAGGUGUUUGGGUGUCGCAUACUGAUUCAUUUGAUAGCGGUUGAGCUGAGACGGCAGUGGACAAAGUUUGGUAAGUUUCAUCUUACGAGCCUUGGUUCUGAUUGGGUAUUAUGCUCUUUUUUCUCUAAUGAUGCCAUGGAGAAUGUUCUUUCGGGAGACCCAUGGUUUGUCAAUGGGCAUAUAAUUGGGCUGGAUAAGUGGAAUUCAGAUCUCAAUCCCAACUCACUCAAAGGGUUGUCUUCUCCAAUUUGGAUUAGGAUGCCAAGUUUGCCGCUUUACUGCUGGGAUGAAAUUAAUGUAUCAAGGAUAGCUUCUUCUAUUGGAGAACCUAUUUUGAUAGAUGGAGAUAUGUUCCAAUGGGAGAGGAGAGAAUUUUCCAGGAUUUGUGUUCACAUUCAGCUUGAUCAGAAACUGCCAACUGGUGUUUGG
This is a messenger RNA of Dendrobium catenatum, 687 nucleotides long. RefSeq lists its product as uncharacterized. The annotation marks the transcript as partial. The record is from RefSeq and is a predicted model, not a curated record. NCBI's taxonomy places the organism in Eukaryota, Viridiplantae, Streptophyta, Magnoliopsida, Asparagales, Orchidaceae. The transcript is spliced from 2 exons.